UUUCACAAAAAUCUAGAAAUCCUACGUGUCAAAAAGGAACAAACUAGAAAGCUAUUUUUCCUAUAUCUGUCCAAAACCGAAAAGAUUAGUGUUGGUUCUAGAAAGCGCUGAAAGCUUCUUCAAAUCAUAAUAAUCGAAAUUCAAUGAAUACAGAAAUUUUCAUGUCUCCCCAAACAAAUUGAUAAGUCGUUCUUCAAAGCAUUUGCAUUUCUCUCCCUUCUUUGCCUGCCUGCGUGAGUGUGUGUGAAGGAGGAGGAGGCAAUAGAUGGCAGCAUUCAGGUGGAAGAGUUUCAACGAUGAUGGAGAUCGUCCAGAGAAACCUCGUUGCUAUGGCGUUACAGAAAUGAAGGGUCCUCACUAUUCCCUUUUCUCUCGUGGCCUUCUUGAGGAUGUUUUCGAGUCUAUGGGCCAGUUUGUUGAUGGGCUGAAAUUAUGUGAUGGGUCUCAUACUUUGAUGCCAAAGUCUUACAUCAAAGAAGUGACUGACAUGGCACAUAAACACAAUGUUUAUGUUAGCUCUGGGGAUUGGGCAGACCAAAUGCUUCGCCGAGGUCCUUCUGCUCUUAAAGAAUAUAUUGAGGAAUGUAAGCAAUUGGGGUUUGAUACAAUUGAGCUUGAUGUUGCAUCACUUGGUCUACCUGAGGAGACCCUCUUGAGAUAUGUGAGGCUGAUUAAGAGCGGUGGCCUCAGAGCUAAGCCUCAGUUCUCUGUUAAGUUUAACAAGUCUGAUAUAGCCUUCACCGGCGACAGAGCUUUUGGGGCUCACGUGAUUCCGGCACCUCAAACCUCUGAGAUGGUUGAAGAUGUGGAUCUUUUGGUCAGAAGGGCAGAGAGAUGCUUAGAAGCUGGGGCAGACAUGAUAAUGAUCAAUGCUGAUGAUUUAUGUAGGCAGGCUGAUUUACUAAGAUCAGAUAUUGUUGCGAAGAUCGUGGGUCGUCUUGGACUUGAGAAAACUAUGUUUGAAGCAUCAAAUCCUAAAAUCUCUGAGUGGUUUGUCAAAUGUUAUGGUCCAAAGGUUAAUCUUAUCGUGGAUCACUCACAAGUAAUGGAUCUGGAAUGCCUCAGAGGACGUAACCUGGGUCAAAAUCACUCAUCUGUACUUGGCAGGUCAUAUUUUCUGCUAUGAACUUGUGGUGUCCAUAGAGAAAAUGCGCUCAUUGUAGCAAACAACUUAUCUCUGUAAAAUGCUUUCCUGUUCAUGUUUAAACUUUUAAAAGAAAAAAAAAAGAAAGAGUUUUUCAUCUAUGUACUCAUGUACUGUAAUGAUUUCAGUCUUUUUCAGAGACCUCUUUUCGCUUGAAGUUCAGCUGCUUGUAAAGAUGCUCUUUUAUGUUCUAGUGCCUGAAUGGCUGAAAGUUCACCAAAUCUUUGAAAGAUUGAGGAUCUGCGCUUUUGUAGAUUA
Messenger RNA from Solanum dulcamara, 1402 nucleotides. RefSeq names its product protein HEAT-STRESS-ASSOCIATED 32. The transcript is spliced from 5 exons. The coding region runs from base 266 to 1126 and encodes 286 amino acids. The record is from RefSeq and is a predicted model, not a curated record. NCBI's taxonomy places the organism in Eukaryota, Viridiplantae, Streptophyta, Magnoliopsida, Solanales, Solanaceae.